AUGGUGGGCGCUGGCCCAGAGAUCAACGACGGCGAGAUCUGGGACCCGCUGGGGUUCUCCAAGCUGUUCGACAGGAACUUCGACUUCAACAUGGUCAUGACGUACCCGCACGUGCAGUGGCUGCGCGAGGCGGAGCUCAAGCACGGCCGCGUGUGCAUGCUGGCAUUUGUCGGCAUGGUGACCCAGUCCUUCUUCCAGAUCCCGGGCGAGCCGCAGGAGCCGAACUACUGGAAGGCAUUGGACGCUUGCUACGCAGACCCGGUCGGCCGCCUCGGCGUGGUGCAGAUCUCCGUGUUCAUCGCGCUCAUGGAGGGCAAGUAUUUCCCAGAGGAUGCGUGGGUCGGCCAGAUGGACCGCGAGCCGGGCGAUCUCGGGUGGGACCCGCUGAAGUUCGCCAAGAAGCCCGGCUUUGACCUGCAGGAGAAGCAGCUCACCGAGCUCAAGAACGGCCGCCUGGCGAUGAUGGGCGUCGCGUCCCUGGCCUGCGAGCACGUGCUCCCCGGCUCCGUGCCGCUGCUGUCGGGCGCGCCGGCGCUGGCCCGCGAGGCCGGGCCCGCGGCGCCCGUGCCCGCCUUCUGCGGCGCCACGGCGGCCGGCAGGGCGAAGGCGCCCAGGACGCAGGCCAAGUACACCACGCAGACCAUCCUGCCGGCGCUCGCGUGGAUCAAGACGGGCUUCAAGGAGAGCGACCUCGCCCCCACGGAGUUGCGGGCCGUCAACCUCGGCGGCGUCGACGUGCUGGUCGGCAAGACGGAGGCCGGCAAGCUGUUCUGCGUCGGCAACCUCUGCCCUCACCUGGGCACCCCCAUGAGCGAGGGCGCCGACGUCAUCGGCGACACGAUCGUGUGCCCGCUCCACGGCUCGUCGUGGAAGGUGGGGGACGGCGAGCUGAUCGACUGGUGCCCGUCGCCGCCCAUCAUCGGCCCCCUCACCGGCCUCGUGAUCGAGAAGAAGAAGCUGGCCAUCUUCGAGGCCCGCAGCGGCUUCUUCGGCGGCGACAUCGAGGUCCAGGUCGACACCAACGCGAAGAAGGCCUACGAGGCGGACUACUGGAAGGGCAUCCUGGACGCUCAGGGCAAGAACGACGGCACCUACUACUGA
Messenger RNA from Prorocentrum cordatum, 1101 nucleotides. Lineage: Eukaryota; Dinophyceae; Prorocentrales; Prorocentraceae. The record is from the annotation of a GenBank genome assembly.